Messenger RNA from Fonsecaea monophora, 1176 nucleotides. RefSeq lists its product as hypothetical. NCBI's taxonomy places the organism in Eukaryota, Fungi, Ascomycota, Eurotiomycetes, Chaetothyriales, Herpotrichiellaceae. The coding region runs from base 1 to 1176 and encodes 391 amino acids. The transcript has a single exon. The record is from RefSeq and is a predicted model, not a curated record.
AUGACUGAGCCAUCUAGCGAAGACCCAAAGUUGGAGUUGACAGAUGAAUUACGACACGAGUUUCGAAAACUCAUGGAAGACGAAUGGGCUUUCUUGGACAAGAAGCACACCGGCAGAGAGAAAAGCCCAUUGACGAUUGCGGAGAAUUCUUGGCCAAAAUCCAAAUACCACCUGUUCAUAGACUGGAAUUGGAAUCCUGACGAGCCACACAGCACGGCAUUCCUGAGAAUUAAGAUCAGUGCCCAGUUCGAGGCUUCAAGGCUGACCCCAACUGACUUUUGCGAAUUAAUCAAGUCCCUUGAUAUCUGGGACCCGAAGCAGGUUAGUGACUUGAGAACGAAAACCGACUGGGGGUGUUACCACAGGCGCCUGGGCCUGUACGGUCGUCCAUGGAUCCCAUUCCUGCUAUUCAAGUAUGGACGAAUGUAUUUUUAUAUCAACGCGCAUCCAUAUAUCUCCCCUGGGUGCACUCUCGUCCCUAGGAACAUACGAAAGCAGAAAGUGAUUGCUUCAAUGGAAUCACGCUGGGUCGAGUAUGACCCUCCAAUCAUAAUCCCGCCCCAUCUCCGAAGUUCAGAAGACACAGAAUACAGUUCAACCUUACGUUAUGGCCUGGCGAUUGGAAAAAUAGCAGCCUCGUUGGACGAUGAUGUCGACGAUACCGACGAACGCAGGGCUCGAGAAGUACCAUUGGACGUCUUGCUUCAUCCUGCCGACAAGAGUUUUUGGAUAGUCUUCCAAAGCUUCGGGUAUUUGCCUGAUUUUUUACAACGAUACGACUCUGUGGAAGAGCAACAGCCGAUAAGGAGGACAUACCGUGGCACUUACUUGUGGAAAUGGACUGAAGCCGACCAACCGGUCGCGGUUUGGCGCAUGCCAUUCUCGGAUGUACAACGCAUCGCACAAAGCCGCUCUUAUUCUGGUGGAUACAUCAGUAAGGUCAAUCCAGAGGUCGGCGGAGACGAGAAGGACAGCCCUAGACCCCAGGUGAUCGUAGACGCCCGUGAUCCUGUUUGGAACUCGUGGAACUUGCAGCGACCAAUUCAAUAUUAUGCCGAGGAAGCUGGAUUAGAGAAGUAUCGCGAUGAACUUCUGAAGUCAGCGGUUUCAGCUCAUGAUGAUUCGAAUGAUCCGCCGGCGGUUCAACCAGGACCAAGCGAUUCAAUGACCAACUAG